This is a messenger RNA of Glossina fuscipes, 1974 nucleotides long. RefSeq names its product trafficking protein particle complex subunit 12. The transcript has 5 exons. Gene Ontology annotation, molecular function: protein binding. Gene Ontology annotation, cellular component: TRAPP complex; Golgi apparatus. Lineage: Eukaryota; Metazoa; Arthropoda; Insecta; Diptera; Glossinidae. The record is from RefSeq and is a predicted model, not a curated record. Bases 266 to 1840 code for a protein of 524 amino acids.
CAACAAUUGUGUCAGGUGUUUAUGUGUUGUGCAAAGAAAUAAUUAAAACGAACAAGAAGAAGAAUAUAAUGUAAAUAUUUGUUUUCAAUGUACUUUUCCCAAUUGAUUGAAAAGUGAGUUCAUUGAAAUUUUUCGGCUAAAACGCAGAGAGUCAUUUAUCGUUGACCUGCCUGCUGCAAACAUUAGAAAAAAAGAAAGAAAGCCUGAGCUAAGUUCUUGAAAAAGAAAAAAGUACUUCUAAAAUUGAGAAAAAAACAACAAUUUUAUGGAUUCCAAGGCCAAUAACAUUUCUGAACCCAGUUUAAGUCAAUACUUCGCUAAUGAUCCGCCUAGUUUUUUUGAUGAAAUAGCCGCUAAUAAAGCAUCUGUCAGUGAGAGUGCAACGGAUGGAACAAAUGCAUUGGCAACGAAUUGCCAAAAUCAAGGCAUUAAAGCGACUGCUGGCCCCAAUUCUUUACAAUCAAAUUUUGCCAACAUCACAUCGCAGUCAACUCCCAGUACAGGAACUAUAGGGAAUUUAACCAGCCAUACUUUCAGUGGGGGUUUCAAACCGCCAGAAUAUAUCGAAAAUCCAGGCGAACUGGAAGAGGACUUAAAGGUACCAGAUCAAGUAAGAAACUUUUGGGAGCCUCCACAUACUGAACCAGGAGUACCGCCUCUGUUAACGAUGCCUGGCAUACGAAUAGCUAAUGAUUUGCCUGAUUUAAUAGCGGCCGCCGUUUCAGAACACUUAGGUAAUCAAGAGUUAUGUUUACGUAAAAUUUUAAAUGCUGAUAGUGUUACCCAAGAUGAAAGAGGUCUGCGCUCUUUGAUAGCGGCUGGUUGCUAUAGAGCUGCCGUAAAUCUUACCGGGCGUUUAUUAACUAUCUAUGGUCAAGGUUAUGGCAGAGCAGGUCAGCCAUCCAAACAUUCACCUCACUCUCUCCAAUUGUGGUUUACGCGCUUAACUUUGUUAGCUAAAUUGGGAGAAUAUGAAUUGCUACAACAAGAAGCUGAGCCAUUCGAAUUAUUAAAUCGCUCCGAUGUAUACUAUGAGUUUUAUUCCGAAAUGUAUCCUGAUAAAACUGGUUCAAUAGCUAGUUUUUCAUUUCGUCUAUUAUUGGCGGAAUUGCCAAUUUACUUGGGAAAUCCGCAAUUAGCAUUGGAUCGUCUUUCCGAAUUGUAUGUAAUUUGUAACGAAAUUAAACAAUAUUACAACGAAAGGCAACCACCAGAGGCCCAGGAGUUUUGGAAAAAACGCGAAUUAAGGGUUUUGCAUGCCAUAGUAAACUGUGCUUUAAUUAUGAAAAAAUUCAACUUAAUUGACGACAUAUUAAGAAGCAUGAUCUUCGAUCGUUCCGAUUUAAGCAAGGAAGAGAGACGGGCUUUAUUUUCUGCGUGGGGUCGUAUCUAUCUACAAAUCGGCGAUAUUUUCGGUGCAGAACAAAAAUUUGCUGAAGCCCGUCGCUUACGAAAAAUUUACUCCCAACCCGAUUUACGUGAUUUGGUUGAUAAAGGUCUUAUCACAGUGGCCAAAAAUGAUUUCCCUGAAGCUUAUGCCACAUUCCAGAAGGCUCUGCAUUUGGAGUCGGGUAAUACAAUGAUAUUAAACAAUAUGGGGGUUUGCCUCCUGUAUGCCGGUAAACUCAAAGAUGCUAUCAAUCUUUUCGAAAGGGCAAUUAAUCUAAAUCCGCAGAAGUCCCUCAACGAAAGUUUAUUAGUUAAUCUGUCAACUCUAUAUGAACUGGAAUCAAAUCAUUCCAAAAAUAAAAAACUAAACUUAUUGCGUUUAAUUAAUCGCUAUAAGCCUGAUUUAAACAUAAGCUUGGAAAUUUGCUUGAAAUUACAAGCUAUCAAUUAACGAAAUUAGCCAUCCUUUAAGGGCGAUUUAUUAUAUAUGUUUUAAAGAUGUUUUCAUAUGUUUUAAACUUUCAGUUAAAAUAAAUCGAAAAAUUCAAGUGCGAGCAUCAUUGGAGUAGUCAAUUGCUUUUAACC